Molecule: messenger RNA, 2597 nt
Organism: Ruditapes philippinarum (Manila clam)
Lineage: Eukaryota; Metazoa; Mollusca; Bivalvia; Venerida; Veneridae
Exons: 3
Coding region: 396-1178 (260 amino acids)
Source: RefSeq, a predicted model, not a curated record
AUCAAUACUUCGAGACUACAAAGUCCGGUUAUACCAACACACUAGACUACAAUGGAAUUAAAUUGCCCUCCGUUUCGAGACCAAAAGCAAAAUGUGAUGAAACACGCCUUCCCCCCGUCGCUGUCGGUACAAAUAAUGUUUCCAGGCCGGCACAAGCUAUAAAUGACAACGUGCAUGGUCUGCACAAGUCUUCUACAGACCUUUUGAGCAAAGAAACAGGAAAUAAAACACCAAAUGUUUCAUCAUGGCAUCAAACUGAAGAACCAAGGAGAGACUUUGAUGUCAAGGUAACAAAAUUGCCACCAAUAGAUGCAAAACUGAUAAAGUCACCACAACAAAGGAACAACCGAGAAGAAAGUGAGUUACUGGAUGAAGAUGCUCUGUACAAGUCUUUAAUGGAAGGUAUUCAUGACAAAAGUAUGCUAGAGAAAAGUCCGCAAGUUCUGGAGUAUGAGAGAAGAAACAGAAUAAAACAUGAGGGAUACAGAAGAAAUGCUCCAGAGAGAAAUGUAAAGCUGCUUAGCCAUACCAGAACAGGUGGAACCGAUGUAGCCAAAAGUUUAUCCACUCUCCGUCAAGACUUGUUAUCUGCCAGCACAGACGCUCAUAGCUUUAAUUCUAUACAAGCAUCAGAUCACGUUCCAGCACCUCCGACAGCUCCCAAACCCGACACCUCACAGCAAGGUACUUAUAGAAACAGACGAAGAGCCCUGCGCGUCUCCACUCAGCUUGACCGGGAUAUUUCAGUCCACAACCAGUCGAAAGAAUACAAUAAGCCAAGACCACCGUCAGCUGAAGUUCAAAUCGACUGGGAAGCUGAUGUAAAGGAGGCGCUCAGGGUAGAACGGGAGCUGGAAGAUCUACAUAAAGCACUAGUAAAGCAGAAGAACACCGACAUGCCAUACUUUAUGGAGAUGAUGCAUCCAUCAACGCCUGCGAAAGCCAAUUCAAAUAUGCCAGGUCACGCUACCCCUUGUGUGAUACCAACUGCUGCAGUGCCAUACAAUACAUCCGAGCCCGUCAAGUCCUGGAAUAAUGAUACAGCAAAAAGAGGGCUCGGAUUUAAGUCAAGAGUGAAGGAGGAGCAAGAGAAAAGAGAGUUAGAGAAAAGAAAGUCAAACGUGGGCAGGCUGAUGCCUGAAAAGAUUCGAAAAGAGAUGAAGAAGUAUUUUAAUUAAUUCCGUGUCAUUUGUCACGCACUUCAGUCACUAUAACUUAACUGAUCAAAAAAUAAUAAUUGAUAUAUCUCAACUAUAUUUCCACAGAACACAGAAGAAACAAUAAUUUGCAAAAUAUAACUAUGAUUGAAAUAAGAAAUGUGAAACAUAUUUUAAACGAUUUAUAGCAUCGGUGCUAAUAGUGACUGCUACAUACUUCAAAACAGUGAUUGCUGUUUAGUUCCCUCCAUGUUUUUUAUGUCUUUGUUUUACGUUUCUGUUUUUUUUUGUUAUUCCUGUUGUUUUUGAUGUUGUUGAUAUUAUUGUUGAUGUUGAAAUGUUUGGAUACUGCUAAUAUCCUACGUUAAAAUUAUUAAUAUAAACUAUUUAACAGAGGAACACAGACGAAAGUAAUCACUAUCAUAAUGAUGAACAGUAGACAUGAAACUAUUUGUAAAAAUAAUUCUUGUCCAGAGAAAAUAGUAAAUAUGUUUAUCAAAAGAGACAUUCUUAUAUAGAAAACUGAAAAUGUUCUAACAAAUAGCAUUAUAUUAAUGCAAUAUGUCCAUAUUCAUGCCGUAAAGAUGUUUCGUAAAUUUAAGGACACACUAGAUGUUAGUAAUGAAAAAACUUCAAGAAAAGAUAUGCCAUCGCUCAAAAUAUGAAGAGCGAUCAAAUCAAUGCAUGAUAUCACGGUAACGGAUAUAAUAAAUUAAAGAUGAAGAAGAAAGGAGGCCGUAUAAAAAGGGCGGACAUAUGACUAUGUCGGAAUAAAAACAGUCGAUGUGCAUCAAGCUGUCAUACAAGACGCGCAAACCAUUCAUACCAUUCUGAUUGGACGUACAUUCUGCAGACUUAGAAGAUUAGACAUAGAAUGCAGAUUAAAUUAAAUUGUAUGAAAGACCAAGUUGAUAAAUUAUAAUGCCAUAGAAAAGAUGAAAUAUAGAUAUAAUUGUGUGAUAAAAGAAUGAAAAUAGUAAAAUUAUUAACUGAAUUAACUAUGUUUUGUCAUUGUACGAAAGCUAUGAAUAUUUACCUUGUAUUUAGUUGUAUAUAAUACAUGAGCCUUUAAAACUCAUGUCUUACUUCUUACAGCCAUGAACAUAAGAGAAACAGGUAAAUUAUAUAACACAAACUACACCUAUGUGAACGAAACAUAUUUUUGAAAUCCCGACAAGCCAAGCCGUUCACUAACAAAUGACAAUUACUGCAAACAGACAUUUAGAACUUUUAAGCGCUAUAGUGAUGAAAAUAACAGACAUAAAGUCAGAACAGACUAUACACAGACUGCAACGCCGCUAAAUGUCGCACUUGCCGACCAAUGUCGCACAAUUACGCUAAAUGUCGCAACAAUGUCACAACGCCGCUAAAUAUCGCACCAUUACCGCUUAAUGUCGCAACUGCCUUUAAAUGUUACAACGCCGCAAAAUGUCGCACCAU